GUGGGAAACGGAAGAAGUGAAGGAUAGAAGAAAAAGGGGGAGGAGGAUCCUAGCAGUGAGGGAUAGAAGAAAGGGGGAGGGGAAACCCUAGCAGCCGCUCACUCCCUAAAAUCUCUUUCACCACGCCUCCGCCUGGCAUCUAUCUCACCGUUUUUUCCCUUGUCAUUCGCGUCUGCCUCGUUGUUUCUGUUUUGCCUCGUUGUCCACUUCUUACUUCAUGUCUCGCCAACAGCUUCCUCCUCGCCGCCAGCUUCCUCCUCGCUCGUCUUCGCCGGUGGAAAAAGCAGACGAAACUAGAAGUGGCAGCUAGCAGAGCAGUGGUAAAUAUUCGGGCUUUGGUUCAAAUGAUGGUGACAGGUUUAGGGAUAGCUACAGAGACAAGGGAGACUAUGAAAAAAGACAAAUACACUAGAAGAUCACGAAACAUCGGUGAUGAUGAAGAGAACUCCUUCAAAAAGGAUACUGCACACUCUGUCAGCAAAAGUCAGAAGAAUGCACCAUCUAGAGUAUCUAAGUCAUCUACUAGUAAUGCCUAUUAUACCUACAGUUCAGUUGCUUCUCAAAGUUCAAGUGCACCUGCAAAUAAUACUGAGGAUGAUUUUGAUGACUUUGAUCCAAGAGGAACUUUUGCUAGAUCAUAUUAAUGACUGGAGGAAAACAAUACUUUAUUUAACAUUUAUUUUCUUUCUUACUGCUAUAAUAUGGUUCAUAGAAGUGCUGAAAUGGUGACCACAUGCUACCUUGAAGGCUCAAGAAUAUUUUGAUUCAUAGAGACACUAAUCUAUGUUAAAAUUUUUAACUUUUGGUUGAACUUAUACAAGACAUAUAACUUGUAGAACUAAUCAUCGUACUCACUAAUGUUAUUUUGUUUUAAAACAAUUUUAGCUAAAUGAGAUAUGUUUGAAUUAUUUA
This is a messenger RNA of Arachis duranensis, 912 nucleotides long. RefSeq lists its product as uncharacterized. Lineage: Eukaryota; Viridiplantae; Streptophyta; Magnoliopsida; Fabales; Fabaceae. The transcript has 4 exons. Bases 433 to 729 code for a protein of 98 amino acids. The record is from RefSeq and is a predicted model, not a curated record.